Messenger RNA from Talaromyces stipitatus ATCC 10500, 1038 nucleotides. Its product is annotated as secretory component protein shr3, putative. Gene Ontology annotation, biological process: endoplasmic reticulum to Golgi vesicle-mediated transport. The coding region runs from base 154 to 798 and encodes 214 amino acids. The transcript is spliced from 2 exons. The record is from RefSeq and is a predicted model, not a curated record. NCBI's taxonomy places the organism in Eukaryota, Fungi, Ascomycota, Eurotiomycetes, Eurotiales, Trichocomaceae. Gene Ontology annotation, cellular component: endoplasmic reticulum membrane.
AUGGUAUUUUUCAUUUACAACCCCCCCGACAAUAAGAGAUAUUCUUCCUUGUUCUCUCUUCUAGCAUCAGUCAAGGAGCAAUCCUUCGGAAAUACUCUUCCGAUCAUAUCCAGUGUCCUACGUUGUUCUCUGUAGAGUCUCCGUCGGCUCAUCAUGGCUCUCAAGAGUGGGUCGUUCGCGACCUUCCUCAUCGUUGGCCCGAUCUGUUUCUUCCUGGGAAUAGUCUUCUCUCUCUUCCCCUACGAUUACCCAUUGCUAUGGGCUGGCGAACCUACGCCUCCGUCGCACUACGAUUACCUUGAAGCGCACCUCCGGUUUCUCCAUGCAUCCCCACCAUUGAUCCCGCGCAUUCUGCAUAUCGUCAUCUUUGUAGGGUUUGCUGGAAUGCUUGCAAAACUGUACAAACCUUCCGAGUCCAACAUGCUCUUUGAUGGUGCCAGUUUGGUCCUAUAUGUCUGUGGUGUCACGGUCUACAUCGCCAACAUUGUCAAGGGUCUCCGCCUCGUGAGCGGUGGUAUAUAUGGCGCUGAACUUGCUGGAACCGACGAUGACGCCGAGCAAGUCCUCGGCCGCGAGGACAGUCUCAAAGUUCUAGCAGCCAGCAACACUAUCCUUGCUCUCAUCUUGGUCGGCGUCUUGAUUCUUCAAGCUGGCCAGUGGUACGCGGAGAAGAAGGAUGCACAAGAGUUUGAAAAACUCAAUCAAAAGGGGGCAGAAAGUUCGUCCAAGAAGGAGCGUCCCGAGUCUCCUGUCGCUACUCGAGGGACUAGCCGCCAAAAUAGCAAAAAGAGGCAGUAAAUCUCGAUUGACUUGAUCUAUUCGACUUAUUAUUUCUUCUUAUCUAUCUUCCUUGGUUGCAGGUAAUCAGGUCAGUCAUAGUUGUUACGUUUUAUACUAUACUUUGAUGAUGUGUGCUAUCUUAUGACCUACAGAGCCACUUGGUUCAUUUCUGUUUGUGCUACUUUAUAUUCAUUUACAUGUACAUUUAUGGUACUUGUUUCGCUAGAUUCUCAAGAAAUCAUUUGAAGCAUGUUUCUG